Messenger RNA from Daphnia pulicaria, 8129 nucleotides. RefSeq names its product FH2 domain-containing protein 1-like (gene form3). Gene Ontology annotation, biological process: actin cytoskeleton organization. The transcript is spliced from 20 exons. Gene Ontology annotation, molecular function: actin binding; small GTPase binding. NCBI's taxonomy places the organism in Eukaryota, Metazoa, Arthropoda, Branchiopoda, Diplostraca, Daphniidae. The record is from RefSeq and is a predicted model, not a curated record. Bases 946 to 6723 code for a protein of 1925 amino acids.
GACUAGAGAGAGUCUCAUUCUGACCUGGCCCGUGCGUCGAGUCGGCAGCAGGCGAUUCGAGUCUCUCGACACAAGAGCACGUGAGCUGUUGGCUCUUUUCGAGCUGCUUCUCUCCACACUCGUUUGAAUCCCCCCAUCCAUUUAGCCCUUACACUGGGCCGGCUCUUUUAUUUAUUUUUUUUACUAUCUCUAUCACUUUAUUAGUUUUCUCUCUCUCUCGCUCUUUUUUAAGAAAAGAAACGCGGGUGGUGACCGCUGGUGCAUCCCCAGAGAUUGUUAUCUCAACUUCAUCUUGUGACGGGGGGAGUUAAUCGUUCGAAUUGGUGGUUUUUCGUUACACAACAAAUUACGCCGCCUUCCCCCCUCCGUUCAUAAUCGAGAACCCCGAAAAAAACAAAAAACACUCGACUACUCGAUUACACAAGACUUUUGACUGCGCGGAAAAAUUUGUUUCGUUUUUUUGAACUUUGAUCCCCUCCCCAGCAGCAGAGCGCAGAAAUCUUCGGGUUGCCCCGAUCCGAUUCCGUCACCGUUCGUCUUGUCAAGAAGGUGCCGGGACCCCAAGUCAAGUGGUUUUCUCGUGUAUCUGUGCGUGUGGAUGUGUGUGUGGAUGUGUUAGUGGCUGCUGUGUUUUAAAAAAAGAAAAAUAUUCGAAAGAAUAAAAGAUAAAAAAGCUCGGAUCGCGACCGGUUGCGGGAAAACUGGACACAACAUCUCUGACCUCGGACCGGACUUUCAAGAUCACGAAUAUUCCACAUUGCUCGGUAGAAACCGAGACAUUGUGAAUUUCGGUUUCAUUAUACACAACCAACUCGCGCCAACUCAAAUAACUACAAUCAUGGCAGUUGGCAUCAAUUGAAUAAGCGCCAGGUGGACGACGACAGCAGUAAGACCAUCAACUGGACGUGGCUGCAGAUCGAGUGCGCCGACACGAUACGCAGCGUCAUGGAUUCGCGCAUCGGGCUCGACUACAUCGUCGAGAACCGCGAGUAUGUGGCCAAAUUGGCCUCGGCCCUCGACACGGCCAACACCACCGUCAAGAAACAAGUCUUCGAGCUCCUCUCGGCCCUCUGCGUCUACAAUGCCGACGGCUACUCCCGCACGCUCGAUGCUCUCGAGCACUUCAAGAACCUCAAAGGUGAUCGUUACCGUUUCGCCGUUGUGGUGCGGGAGCUGCGCGACGCCCCGACAGUCGAGUACAAGACAGCUCUGGUGGCAUUCAUCAACUGCAUCAUCAUCUCGACUCCACAGCUCAAGGAUCGCCUCCGCAUCCGCAACGAGUUCGUCGGCCUCAAACUUCUGGCAACGCUCAACGAGCUGAAAAACGAGGCGGCCUCCGACACCGAUCUGGCGGUCCAGAUUGACGUCUUCGACGAGCAGCGGGAGAGCGACGAAUCUCAAUUGCAAGGUCCUGACGGAGUGGACUUGAGUUCUCACUUGGAUGUUUUCCACGCCAUCCUGCGCCAGGUGGUGGACACACCCCAGGAGAUCCCGUUCCUGUCCAUUUUGCAGCAUCUGCUCAGGAUCGACCCCAAGGAAGCCGUUUCCGAUGUGGUGUGGGACACGGCGGAAACGCUGGUCCAUCGAGCCUCCCUGAUGGAGUCGAAGGAAGAGCUGACGCGCCUGUUACGCAGUCCGUCCCACGCUAAAAUGUCGCACCGUGACGAACCCGGCAGUGGUAGCAAGUCACGCAAGCAGUCGCUCAACCUGACCCUAUCACCGGCGGGUGAUGGCAGCCGGACCCCCGCUGGACUCCUGUCGCCGAUGAAUGGGCCGCCACCUCCUCCACCUCCGCCACCACCUCCAGGUGGAAUUCCGCAUCCGCCUCCUCCGCCGCCUCCAGGUUGCGGUCCACCACCUCCUCCGCCUCCGCCACUCUUGCCCGGCUCGGCUGGUCCUCCGCCACCACCCCCUCCGGGUCUAGGAGGUCUGACUCCACCCGCACCGCCCGCUCCGGCCGUUCAUCCGGAUUUGAAGGACUUGCGCUUACCACAAUUAGAUAUUCCUCGACCCAAAGCCAAGAUGAAGACGCUCAACUGGGUCAAGUUGCCAGACAUCAAGAUUUUCAGCCGUUCGAAUAUUUGGACAACUGUGGCCAAGUCACACCAGAAAUCGCCCAUGGCCGAUUUGGACUGGGCGGAGAUGGAGGGCCUGUUUUGCCAGCAGCCAGCGCCGGGAACUCCGUCAUCAGGUGGAGUCAAAGGAUUGGCCAACGGAACGCCCAACGGUAGCCUCCUGGGUACUCCCAACACUCCGGACACGGAGCGUAGGCGCAAGGAGACGACCGAAGUGUCUCUGCUGGACGGCAAACGGAGUCUCAACAUCAACAUCUUUUUGAAGCAAUUCCGGUCGACCAAUGCGGAAAUUGCCCAGAUGAUCCGCGACGGAGAACACGACGACAUCGGGACGGAGAAACUGCGCGGACUCCUCAAGAUCCUUCCGCCCACCGACGAGGUGGAGAUGCUCCGCGCCUACGACGGCGACCGCAAUCGACUGGGCAACGCCGAGAAAUUUCUGCUGCUCCAUUUGAUGACGAUCCCCAACUACCGUCUAAGGAUCGAGUCCAUGUUGCUCAAGGAGGAGUUCAACUCUCAGAUCAACUACCUCGGACCGAGCAUCGACGCCAUGAUCAUGGCCGGUGAAAAGCUCAAGGGCAACAAACAUCUCCAAGACAUCCUCUACAUGGUCGUCGUGGCCGGAAACUUCCUGAAUUCGGGCGGCUAUGCGGGAAACGCUGGCGGAGUCAAACUGGCCUCUCUGCAGAAGCUUGCCGACAUCCGAGCCAACAAGCCGGGCAUGAAUUUGAUCCACUUUGUGGCCCUGCAGGCCGAGAAAAAGGACAAGGAAUUGCUCAAAAUGCCGGAAGAGAUGAGCGUCUUGGAAGAUGCCACCAAGACGACGGUCGAGCAAUUGCGUAACGAGGUCAACGCAUUGGACCUCCGCAUCACCAACAUCGCCAAACAGAUUGAUGCUCCCAACACGCCGCCCGAUAUCAAGAACCAGAUGGAGGAAUUCCUCCGCAGUGCCAAGGACGAAAUGGCAGACCUCCAGAAGGAUUUAUUGGAACUGGAUGAAGUGAGGACGGAGCUGGCCGAUUUCUUCUGCGAGGAUCGCGAUUCAUUUAAACUCGAAGAAUGCUUCAAACUUUUCCUAAACUUCUGCCAGCGCUUCCGGACUGGCGUUUUGGAAAAUGAACACCGACGACAACAUGAAGCUGCGGCUGAAAAUCGCCGUCGGCAACGUGAAGAGCAACUGGCCCUGAAACGCCGUCAAAGCGCCGGUGGACCGCAAGGUAGCACCGGAGACAACGAUUCCGAAAACGUCAUGGAUUCCCUCCUGCUGGACAUUCGUUGCGGCUUUCCUAUGCGCGACAAGUUCCGCAAAGGUAAGAAAGCAUCGAUCGACCCGUCCGUCGAGGAUGAUAAUGCGUCUCCUUUAGUUCUGGCCGUCGCCAGCUCUCCUCGGGUCAGCCGUAAACGGCUCGGCUCCAACACCGUCGUCACGGUGCCCAGCAGCAACGACGCCAGCCGACAAGACGACAGCCUUCUGGAGGACCUGACGCCCAACGGGAGUCUGCGACGACGUCGAAGCCGCGUACCUUCGGAGGAAGACGACACGCUGAUGGAUUACCUAAGGACGUCGGGUCACGCUGACGGGUCCCGCGAGCGCAAAUCAACCGGCAACAUACCCGACGGAUACGGAUCGCUGGAUCGUUCUUGGUAUCGUAAUCGAACCCGAGCCAGCGGCGGACCCGGCCAGAAGAAGCGGCCAGAUCUGAUGAGCGCCGACUUUACGGGAGGCGGAGGAACUUUGGCUCCGUCACCGUUGGCAGCCCCUCCACCUGUCCAAGACAACAGCGGACCGAGCACGCUGGAGCCGCUGCCGGAGACGACUCUCAUCGAGAGCCGGAGGUCACCCAGGCGAGACUGGAAGCCGCCGUUGGAGAACACGGACGUGGUCGGAGUCAUGGAAGCCAUCGAAGAUGCUUCAACUCGGGAAAAAUCGGCCUGGCAGCGAAAAUCGGCAUUGCCUGGCACUGCUAGCACGGCAACUGACAACCCCCUGGAUGGCCGAAAUCGCUUCCGCCGUAUGAGGUCACGACUUCAACCGGAAGAAACUGAUCGGCCGACAACUCCAGCAACGCCCAUAGUUCCAUCUACUCCGGUUCAACCGGAUAGUGAAGUGGAGCGGAGGAAAGCCAUGAUAGGAUCGUUGGGCAGGCAACCGACUGAAGAUAAACUGACUAUUUACAUCAAACAAGACAGUGAGCCUCAUGUCAAAGAAAUGCUGCCCACGCUGGUCGAACAGAGUCCGGUCACCACGAGACGAAGGAGCGAUCAAGGGCUGUCAACUCCGAUUGAAGGAUCGGGAACGGCUUCGCGUCUACUCAAUCGCUACCGACAACAGACGCCACUAGACGUGCCCAAUGACCUUCUGCGAACCAUUGAAGAAGUCGAUCGCACUCCCAAGAGUCCUGUCGAGACGUCGGAAACUUACGACCGGUCACCCGGUCCGUUGACCGGAACCACACCGCCCGCCACGAUCCUAUCGGCUGCUGAACGGGAGAAGAAGCGUUAUCAACGCACUAUGACUCCCAACACGUUGCGAUCAAAACUCCAGGAGAAACUGAUUAGCGGUUUCGAUACCAACGAACUGGCUGGAACAAUCGCAUCCAUUCAAAUCACGCCGGAAAAGCAGACGGCCGAAAAGAACAACAAUCCCAACACGUCGUCGUCUAAAACACCGGUAGAUGGUGACUCUAGUGGAACUGGGGAGAGCGAAACUUCGCUUCCGCCCAUUCAGCCGGGACCGCGAAAGCCGCGACGCUUGUCACGCGGAGGCCUCAGCGGAGAAGACGGACCGACGGAUAAGAUUGACAUCGAUUCGGAGAACAUUGAAACACCUCCCGUGACGAGACGCGCUUACGGAUCGCGUCCGUUCGUUGCAAGUUCCGGAACAACUUCGACUUCGACUGGCACAUCCGAAGUCUCCGGUUCGCCGUCGACCGGAACUUCGUCUUCCAAAAACGGCCGAACUUCCAUGAAAGCUGAAGACGACGAAUUGGGUGAUGGUAAUUUCGAUCGCUACUCAUCCGUCCGUCGCACCCGUCGACUCCGCAAGGCGCCAGAGGGAGCGGAAGAGGACUCUACCAGUUUGGAACCCCGUAAAUCGCCCGAAGGUGUCGAGGAUCCGGAAGACCUUUCGCAAACAGACGUCAUCGUGGGCAUGGAAGUGAAAAAGGAAGGAGAAGUGAGCACGGUUGAAGUGACGCGCCGGAUGAGCGAGGAGCGUGAUCUUCAGCCGCACGCAGGAAUCGGCAACAACAACAACAACAACAACAACCACGGAAUGGCCGUGAGUAACGAAGACAAGGAACGGCGGCUGCAGCGCUGGAAGGAUAAGUUAGGACCGCGGGACGAAGCAGAAACGGCCGUUAUGACGGCCAGCGGCGCAAGCGCCAUCAAGGUCCGCCGCGAUCGACCCUCUCGCACCAACGAAGCCGAACCACCGCAAGCAGCAGUCCAGCAGCAAGAGCCUGUCCGAUCGUUCACCGAACCAACGACAACAUCAUCGACGGAAGAUAACUGGCGCACUCGGCUGGCCAGACAAUUCCGGGCCGCUGACAAACUCGAUUCUUCUUCCAUCAAAGAAGACGAUCCGUCCACCCUGCGUGCCAAAUCCCGCUCCAGAUCUUCCAGCCCACUGAAGGAUGAGACGCAAGGCUCCCGUCUGGCCUUAUCGCAUUUGCGGGAUUCGCCGCCAAGAAAAGCCGAUUCCGUCUUUUCCAGGUUGGCACAGGGAUCCGGAAUGCGUGGAACGAGCAGUGCGGCCAACAACCGAACGUCAACUGAUACCCAGCAGCCGAAACAAAGGCGCAGCCUGUUUGGAGAUUCCACUCGUGACAGUUUCACGAAAACUUUGUCGAAGAAAUUCGAAAGCCCCGCCAAGCGGCCGGAGGAAAAUGGAACGAGUUCAUUGCUGAGACGUUCUUCAUCCAUCCGGACGGCUGAUCGUCCCCGUUCGACAUUCUUCUCUCCGAUCAGCAGCGAACCAACGGUUCCGGAAAUGAGAGAGAGGACCAUGACGUUGGGCAGGUCAUCCAGCUUCCGUGUUGGGAAUCGCACCCCAGGUGCCGGCUCGUCCACCCCGUCCACCGCCACGUCGACGACCGAAAAGAAAACAGGCUCGGGUUACACUUCGUCUCUAAUGAAUUGGCGUCCAUUCCGCAAGAGCCGCGAUGAGAAUGCCGAUCCGGAACCCUCCAGCCGGAAGUCGUCGAUGAGCUCAACCAUGACCAAUCGACCGAUCGGCGCCAGCAGCACGAGAUCGUCUAAUUUAGGAACGAGCAACAGCAGCCUGAAACGGUCCACCUCGUCCGUCGCAUCACUAACACCCCUGCGGGGAGGCGGUUAUGUCCCUGGCGGAAUGUCUUCCACUUUAUCCAGCGCCCAAAGGAACGGCCCAUCAAGUACAUCCUUGAUGCGAACAGGUUCGGUCAAAACGGCAGCUGCCCCGGUAAACGGCCGGACAACAUCAUUCCUCAAAGUGGCAGUUCCAAGUUCUCCCGCUCCGGUCCGUCGCAGCACGGGGUCCAGCUUCAUGCGACCGACCGCGUCGAGCGUGGCCAAGGAUAAAGACCUGCUCGGUCCCGUUCUGGUCAAGAGCAGCAUCCGCCCGACAGCCGCUACAACCUCCGUCGCUCAACGUCCCAAACUGUUCUGAGCUCCUCCCCCCCCUUUCUACGAUUUUUCUCUCUCUCUGUCUCUCUCUCCAUUUAAUUUAUUUUUAUUUUUUCGCCGACAUUUUCAAUUGUUCUUUCUCCGUUGCUUUUUCGGCUUUCAACUCAACAACCUUCCGACUCUCGCAACAACGGGAAAACAGCAAACUACAUUUUAAAAGGUUGGUAUUUUGUCUUCUAUACUCUCCAGCUAUGCGCUAAACAAGCCAGAACAAUUUCGUUCUUAUUCUUUUUCGUCACCAUCAUAGUGGAAAAAAGAUAAGCCCUCCAUUAAAAAAAAAAAAAAAAACAUAAAAAAAGAACAAAACGCAAAUGGAUUACAUAUUUAAGUUCAUUUGCCUGCCACACAAAAAAAAAAACUUAAAAUAUUUCGUGACUGCGUCAUUGCGUUUUUUAAAAUUUUCAUGCAUAAAAAAACUUAACCGGUGAUAUUCCUUCUGUCUCUCUUGUAUAUGACUUUAUAUUAUAUAAAGUCAUUUUUUUGUUUGUACUGUACAACAAACACACCAAGCCUUAAUUAAGCUCUCUCUCUCUCUUUCUCUCCUUAUCUGUCCCUAUCUCUCUUUGGUCCAUGUUAUUGCCGCCUUUAUAAUCUUUCUCUCCCUAUCACUACCUCUGAAACUCUUUUUUGACAUUUUCUUGUUCAAAAUAAUCCCAGGGCCUGACCGUACAUAUAUUAUAUAUUUUUUAAAAAUAAUUUACAUUUUCCCUCCCUCAAAUACUUGUUAUUUGCUUACCCGCAUUCAGUGAGAAAUUGUGCCGAGCCUCUCCCUACUCUCCUCUACCGCCUUCCACAUCCCGCCUGUGGUAAAAGAUGAUAUCCCGCAAAAAAAAGGUGCCAAUUAUUGAGUAUUCUAUCGUCUUGUAAACGCCGACAUUCGUUUAGGCGGGGUUGUAAACUCCCAACGUCCAGCGAUGUCCCGUCCGCCUCUUUUCCAUUUGAAAAUAUUAUUCAGAGCGUUCAUCAAUACGAAGCUCGCCACUUAUAUUCGCCAUGCCAUCAAGCCAUCAAACGGCGGAUUCUGCUGUCAAAAAUAACUUUUAACGGAACACAUUAAUGGGGAACAAAAAACAUUUUUUUUAUAUAAAAAAAAAUUGUGUGUGGUGUAAUAAUCUCUCCAUUUUUAAUCGUGUAAAAAUACCUUUUUUUUUGGUUUAACAAUCGGUGUGUUGAUUGGAUUCGAAAGGAAGAAAUACAUAUACUCAUUCCCGCUUGUAAAAUAAUAAAACCAACUCAUUUACAUUCAAUAAAAUUGAAAACAUUAAUACAACUACUGUUUUUUUAAAGUGGAAUCCUUUGUUUGUAUUUCCAUCCCGUUUCAUUUUGCAUACAAGCCAUAUGAAAAUAGCAAAGAAAAAAAAAAAACAUUUGAUAAAGGCACACAAUGCC